CAUCUUGGAGUUGGAUUUGAUUGGACCCCAUGGGUGUCCAGAAACAGAAGGGAACUUCAGUAAUUAAACAGCGUGAUCAAGAAAAAAACAGAGAUCCUCCUAUAUUUCUUUCUUCGUAGCAGUACAAAGCAAAAUAGAAUCUCAUUCAAGCUUCGAAAACCCUAACUUUCGAAGCUAAAACAUUUCUAUCCCUCAUAAAAUUCUUGUUUAUUUAUUUACUUUAUUCACAUAAAGAUUCUUCUACUUGUCAUAUAUCUAAAAAUCUUCGAAUCUCUUUUUUUGCUUUUUAAGCAAAGAUUUACAUGGCAACUGCAGUAUCUGUAACUUCAAGCUCUUCACAGCAUCGUUUUGGACAAGCUUCUUUCUCAAUUCCAAAAGCCAAUAUCUCCAUAACUACACCGAUCAUUAGCUUUCGUAGAAAGGGAUUUGUUUCGAGUAAAAAACAGAGGUUCAAGACAUGCUCAGUGAUGAAGAAGAAAACAGAGGAUGCUGUUGUUGAAGUUAUUAUCGACGAAGAUGAUAAAGCACAAACCUUUGAUGAUGACAUCAAGAAAAAUCGACCGUUGAUUUCACGUGUAGAAGAGAAACUUGCAAGAAAGAAAUCGGAGAGGUAUACGUAUCUUGUAGCUGCUAUCUUGUCAAGUAUUGGCAUCACUUCAAUGGCUGCCAUGGCUGUUUAUUAUAGAUUUUCAUGGCAAAUGGAGGGUGGAGAAAUUCCUGGCUUGGAAAUGUUUGGUACUUUCGCACUUUCUGUGGGGGCUGCAGUGGGUAUGGAGUUUUGGGCAAGGUGGGCCCACAGAGCGUUAUGGCAUGCUUCGUUAUGGCAUAUGCACGAGUCUCACCAUAGAGCAAGGGACGGUCCAUUUGAGGUGAAUGAUGUAUUUGCAAUAAUAAAUGCAGUUCCAGCAAUCGCUUUGCUGUCUUGUGGUUUUUUCAACAAAGGUCUAAUUCCUGGACUCUGUUUCGGUGCUGGGCUUGGAAUUACAAUAUUUGGGAUGGCUUACAUGUUUGUACACGAUGGCCUCGUCCACUGUCGAUUCCCGGUGGGGCCUAUUGCCAACGUCCCCUUCUUGCGAAGAGUUGCUGCUGCUCAUCAGCUCCAUCACUCCGAUAAAUUUGAUGGGGUUCCUUAUGGAUUAUUUUUGGGACCCAAGGAAUUAGAAAGGAAAGAAGGUGGUAUUGAAGAGUUGCAUAGAGAGAUAAAAAGAAGGAUAAAGCAAAAUAGAGGGAAUUAAUAUAUUUUUCGAUUCUUUUGUAAUCGUAUUUAAUUAUUUCUUUAAAAAUAAAGAAAACUUUGUGAAAGUAUUUAUCGUA
Molecule: messenger RNA, 1314 nt
Organism: Jatropha curcas
Lineage: Eukaryota; Viridiplantae; Streptophyta; Magnoliopsida; Malpighiales; Euphorbiaceae
Product: beta-carotene 3-hydroxylase, chloroplastic
Biological process (GO): carotene metabolic process; xanthophyll biosynthetic process
Cellular component (GO): chloroplast
Molecular function (GO): iron ion binding; beta-carotene 3-hydroxylase activity
Source: RefSeq, a predicted model, not a curated record